This is a messenger RNA of Echinops telfairi (small Madagascar hedgehog), 1778 nucleotides long. It is a transcript of the gene PMEPA1, whose product is annotated as prostate transmembrane protein, androgen induced 1. The transcript has 3 exons. Gene Ontology annotation, molecular function: R-SMAD binding. Gene Ontology annotation, biological process: negative regulation of transforming growth factor beta receptor signaling pathway. Lineage: Eukaryota; Metazoa; Chordata; Mammalia; Afrosoricida; Tenrecidae. The coding region runs from base 63 to 773 and encodes 236 amino acids. Gene Ontology annotation, cellular component: Golgi membrane; early endosome membrane. The record is from RefSeq and is a predicted model, not a curated record.
CCGUGCCCCCUGUGUCCACAGCCGAGCUGGAGUUUGUGCAGAUCCUGGUCAUCGUGGUAGUGAUGAUGGUCAUGGUGGUGGUCAUCACGUGCCUGCUGAGCCACUACAAGCUGUCCGCCCGCUCGCUCAUCAGCCGCCACAGCCAGGCCCGCCAGAGGGAGGAUGCCCUGUCCUCGGAAGGCUGCCUCUGGCCCUCGGAGAGCACCGUGUCCGGCAGCGGAAUCCCGGAGUCGCAGAUCUACGCCCCACCCCGGCCGGCCGAACGCCUGACCGUGCCCCCCUUCACUCAACGGGACCGCUUCCACCGCUUCCAGCCCACCUACCCAUACCUGCAGCAUGAGAUUGACCUGCCACCCACCAUCUCGCUGUCAGACGGCGAGGAGCCCCCGCCCUACCAGGGCCCUUGCACCCUGCAGCUGCGAGACCCUGAGCAGCAGCUCGAGCUGAACCGAGAGUCGGUCCGCGCGCCCCCGAACAGAACCAUCUUCGACAGCGAGCUGAUGGACAGCAGCCUGCUGGGCGGCCCCUGCCCCCCCAGCAGUAACUCGGGCAUCAGCGCCACCUGCUACGGCAGCGGCGGGCGCAUGGAGGGGCCCCCGCCCACCUACAGCGAGGUCAUCGGCCACUACCCUGGCUCUGCCUCCUUCCAGCACCAGCAAGGCAGUGGGCCCCCCUCUCUGCUGGACGGCACCCGCUUCCACCCCGCACACACGGCACAUCUGGAGACCACAGCCACCUGGAGCAAGGAGAAGACCAAGAGCCACCCUCUCUAGGGACCCCGCGGCUGGGCUGGGGCGGCCGGAGGUGGUGAGGUACCACUCGGCACUUCUUAGCAAGGAGAGAGCGAGAGGGGGCGGCUGACCCCGGAGCGCACGUGCCCGCCCUCCCCGCCGCUCUGUGUAUAAAUACUUACAUGUUCUGUUGGGUCUGAAUGCACAAGGUAGACAGCUUGCAAAACAAAACCACACACACACACACACACACACACGUUUCUUUGUUGAGCUGGGUCUUGAAGGCAAAAAAGAAAAAGGAAUAAGAGUCCCCACACUAGUCUGUUUUUGCUGCGUGCGUGAAUGCUGAUUUUCUUUUUGUUUAUGAUUAUUUCACUUAACUUUGAAGACAUAUUUGCACAACCUUUGUUUAAAGAUCUGCAAUAUCAUAUAUAAAAUAUAUAUAUAUAUAUAAGAUAAGAGCAACUGUAUGUGUGCGGGCAGGAGUAUUUUUGUAUCAGAAGAGGCCUAUGAGACACACACACACACAUACACACAGAAGUUGCUUUCUGAAUUUAGCUGGGGGGUGGGGACGGGGCUGGCCUUUUUUGAGUGCCAAUUCAGAAAGUGUGUAUUACCUUGUUAAAAAAAAAAGCAGGGGUUUAGAGUUAUUUAUAUAAAUGUUGAGAUUUUGCACUAUUUUUUAAUAUAAAUACGUCAGUGCUUGUUGGGUGGAGAUUUCUAUCGUGUCUGUUAAACCGUCAGAGGGGAGAAGCGUGGGGAUUUCAGAAGUGGCCACGGCGGGCAGGUCAGGGGUGAGCCCGCCCCCAGUGCCCCUGGGCGCCCCUCUGCCCAGGAUGAGCAUGUAUCCGUUUAGAGGUAGACUGUUCCUGCGUUAAACAUUCCCUACGGAAAGAGGCACAGUUCUUUGCUCCGGGCCCCGGCGAUCCACACAAGCCUCGGAAGGGUUUUUGGACCUUGAGUGCAACCCAAAAGUUACCCCAGAGACACACGAGCUGGGCUGUGUCUUUCCCAAGAUGAGCAUAAACUGCGGCUGAAGGUCUCUUA